Molecule: messenger RNA, 5307 nt
Organism: Brienomyrus brachyistius
Lineage: Eukaryota; Metazoa; Chordata; Actinopteri; Osteoglossiformes; Mormyridae
Gene: adamts13
Product: ADAM metallopeptidase with thrombospondin type 1 motif, 13
Exons: 29
Coding region: 450-4604 (1384 amino acids)
Biological process (GO): extracellular matrix organization; proteolysis
Cellular component (GO): extracellular matrix
Molecular function (GO): metalloendopeptidase activity
Source: RefSeq, a predicted model, not a curated record
UUUAGGACCAUUUCGUAAAAGCUCAUUUAUAACCAAGACACGAUAACGGCUUUCUUAAAUAAUAAUAAUAAAAAGAUAACGGGUUUCUUGUAAUGCUUGGUUAGGUUGUUCAUUUGCAAUGCAUGUUACAGUUAAUUCCGUCUUGGAAUAAUAUCAACACUGCAACAGGCAAUGCAAAUACAAUACGAUAUGUGACCCGUUACUGUAUAAACAUCAAGAACAAACUGUUAUUCCUUUACUACAGCCAUUUUUGAGCCACAGACCCUCGUCACUCAAUUCAAGUCCACUGGGUAGUCUGUCAUUGAUCAACCUGCUUUUUCAGUUUGUUUCUGAUAUUUGCUCAGUGUAAGCGCAGAUUUACCCCAACCCUCGGUCCCGUGAGGAGGAGCUCGUUCAUUUCCCCCAACGAAGAAACCAAAUGAUCCCCUUUCCAGCCGCAAAGCAGUGACAUGGCCGUCGCCGUAUUUAUCUGUGUCCUGUCGCUUUUGCCGGGCUUUGCGGUGUCCGGGAGAAAUCCUGCCGAGGAGUCCUCGGAGCUGCAAAGUUUUGGUUUGACAUCCCUUGCCUCAGGCACGGUGCAGCUUAGGCAGAGCUCCCCCACCCUGUCUGAAGUCACUCACCUGGAGCUUCUAGUGGUGGUGGGGGCCGAUGUGCAGCAGGUGCACAGGCAGGACACGGAGCGCUACAUCCUCACCAACCUGAACAUAGCGUCGGAGUUGCUCCGCGACACCUCGCUGGGGGCCAACCUGCGGAUUCACCUUGUGCGCACAAUCAUCCUGACGGAACUAGAGCCAGAGAUCCAGAUCACGGACAACAUCACUUCCUCCCUGAUUAGCGUGUGUGAGUGGGGGCGCAGGGUGAAUCCCGUCAGUGACACCGAUCCCCUGCAUGCUGACCUGCUUCUCUAUAUCACACGGUUUGACCUGCAGCUGCCUGACAGAAAUAAGCAGGUGAGAGGCGUGGCCCAGCUGGGCGGGGCCUGUACCAGCCAAUGGAGCUGCAUCAUCACCGAGGACACGGGGUUUGACUUGGGCAUCACCAUCGCUCACGAGAUAGGUCACAGUUUUGGCAUCAGCCACGACGGGACGGGCAACAGCUGUGGCAGUGGCGGAUUCAUCAUGGCCACCGACGGCGGAUACGGCAGCACGGACCUCACGUGGUCUCAGUGCAGCCGAGAGCAGCUGAGCCGCUUCUUCAGUGCAGGUCACGCAGACUGCGUGAGGGACCUGCCCGUGGACGGGGGUUCCCUGCAGGACUGGAAACCAGGGCUGUACUACGGCGUAGACGACCAGUGCCGUAUCGCAUUUGGCAGCACUGCCCGGGCCUGCUCCUUCAGGAGUGAUGACGUCGAUGCAUGCCGGGUGCUCUCCUGCCACGUCGUCCCAGGCGAUCAGAGCUCCUGCACCCGCCUGCUCGUCCCUCUGCUGGACGGAACCGAGUGCGCGCCCAAUCAGUGGUGCCUGAAGGGGCGCUGUGUGUCCCCAUCUCAGCUGAGCGGCGGCAUUGCGGUGCACGGAUCCUGGUCCAGCUGGACCGAGUUCUCCUCCUGCUCCCGCACCUGCGGAGGGGGAGUGAGCGCCAGGAGGAGGCACUGCAACAACCCCCGGCCUGCGUUCGGCGGAAACAACUGCGAGGGAGCGGACAUGGAGGCCAGACUUUGUAACACACAGCCCUGCAGGGGGAGCCAGCUGGACUUCAUGACGGAGCAGUGCUCCAUGACCGACUCCCAGCCGCUCCGCCUGUCCCCCACCAGCGCCUCCCUCUACCACUGGGUCCCCGCCGUGGGCCAUGUCACAGGAGACCUCCAAUGCAGGCUGCUCUGUAGGUCCCAGGGAGAGGACUUCAUGGUGAGCCGGGGGCCGCAGUUUUUGGACGGGACACGCUGCGAGCCCAACUUCCCACCCCCUCCUGGCUCCGUUCCCGCCUGUCUGGGGGGGAAGUGCCAGUUCUUUGGCUGCGACGGUCUGCUUCGCUCCACAAAGGUGGAGGACGCCUGUGGGGUGUGUGGUGGAGACGGCUCCUCCUGCACACUCAUCUCCGACUCCUACGCAGAGGGUGCAGCUAAAGAGUACAUCACAUUCCUGACCCUUCCACAGAAUGCCACUCAGGUUCAGAUCGUUAACACACGCCCCCUCUUCACACAUCUAGCUGUACUGGUCCGGGGAAAGUACGUGGUGGCUGGGGGGGGCCGCAUAUCCCUAAACACCACACACCCAUCCCCUCUGGAGGACAAUCAGCUGACCUAUCGCCUCACCCUGACCCCUGACCUCCUGCCCCACAAAGAGGAAGUGCUGCUGCAGGGGCCAGUAACGGAGGAGACACGUGUGCAGGUCUACAGGAAGUAUGGGAAAGAGUACGGGGAAGCCACUAGCCCCAACAUCUCCUACUCCUUUUUCCUGCCUAGGAACUCGAGCUCAGUCAGGGCCAAGUGGCAGACGCGCCCCACUUCCUGUUCUGUCACAUGCGGCUCAGGGCUCCAGCAGAGCGCUGUCGUAUGUCAGGAUAUAAACACGGGAGAUACCUUGGCUGACUCCCUCUGUGAGGGGCACCCUCGCCCCCCAGGCCUGCGGACUCCCUGCCUCCUCUUGCCCUGCCCUCCCGAGUGGGAGACAGGGGCAUUCGGGCCCUGCAGCGCCUCUUGUGGCACGGGGGAGAUGGUGCGGCUGGUCAGAUGUGUCCAGAUGCAGGGGGAGGAGAGGCUCGAACGGCCAGCUUCUGAAUGCCCCCAGAAUUGGGUACCGCUGGCCAUUCGCACCUGCAACACUGUUCCCUGUCCAGUAAGGUGGCGAGUCUCUGAGCCUGGGGAGUGUUCGGCGGUGUGCGGCCCGGGUGAGGCCUGGCGCGCGGUGACCUGCGUGCGCACAGAGCGUAACGUGGAUUCCCAUGUGGACGACACUCUCUGCCUGCAGUCCGACAGGCCGCCCAACACGGUGCCCUGCGUCGUGAACAUCUGCCCCGUCGGCUGGGAGAUAAAGGCCGAGGUACAGGGGAAAUACAAGACACUCGUCAUGGCCCCGCCCCCACGGGCGGAGCCGGUCUAUGUGUGGAGCCCCAUGAUUGGCCAGUGCUCGAAGAGCUGUGGAAUGGGACAGCGGCACAUAUGGUACACGUGUGUGAACCACAGCUCCACGCAGCAGGUUCUGGAGAUCUACUGCAACGGGUCAAGAAAACCGGAGCCUUACACACAACUCUGCAACUUCACCGCCUGCCCUCCGACGUGGCGCUACCAGCAGGGUGCAUGCAGUGCGACGUGUGGAGGGGGCCUGGCUCACCAGGUGUCGUACUGCUCCCAUGAUACAGAAUUGGGGGGGGAGGAGAUUGUGAGUGACUCCGAGUGCGCCGAGCCCCGCCCAUCCGAAAGGGUCCUGUGUAACCCAGAGCCCUGUCCUGCCAGGUGGAGAGUGCAGGAGGUGGGGUCCUGCUCGGCGUCCUGCGGCCUGGGGGUUUCCCGCCGUCGUGUCUCCUGUGUCCGCUUCGAGCAGGGAGCGGAGAGGGAGCUGACUGAGGACCACUGUCCCCAGGACCACAGGCCGGCCGCCACACAGCCCUGCCUGGUGCUCGUCUGCACAUUCAGGUGGGAGGUGCAGGAGUGGAGUGAGUGCUCUGUGACCUGUGGGAACGGGGUGCAGUCCAGGGCGGUGUCCUGCGUGGGACCUGGCCACCCCCAACAUCUGAGCCCGCUGCUGUGCAUGCAUCUACCCAAACCAAUAACCAUCCAGGCGUGCCACCCCCACCACUGCGUCCCCCCGACUCCCGAAGCCGCCGGGGCCACAGUGCAGCCCUCCGGGGCCACAGCGCAGCCCUCCACCCCGGAAAGCCUCCCCACAGGCCCAACUCACCCCACCCCUGGCGAUCAGGUCACGGGCGUGGUGUCAUCCAGCACUCCGCAGGUCACCGUGCAGCUGACGACCCCCCCACCGGCUUCUACAGUCCCCACCCAGACCAGUCCGUGUGGGCAGCUCCUCCUGCGGGGGUCAGGCCAGGUGGACCUGAGUGGGGGUACCAGCCGUGACUGUAUCCUGACCAUCGGGCGGCCGCUGGACGAGGUGAUCCGUGUCACCGUGGAGUUCAGCUCCCUGGACUGCACCAGCAGGGAGUUUGUGGCGUUUUACGACAGGCUGAUGCUGGUGAAAAAGUGCGAGCAAGUCUCAGGCUUUACGGUUACCAGUCACACCAACGUCCUGCUGGUGCGGCAGGGGCUGGUCACGCCCGGCAAUGGGGUCCUGCUCACCUACCACAGCCUGAAGUCCACCAAGAAAGGCCUCUACAGAGACUGUGACCGGCAGCUGUUCGGGCCGGCGGGCAAGAUCGUGAACCCCACGAGACCGGCAGAUCCGGGCAGGCAGGCCUGCCGCGUCUUCAUCAACACCCAGCCAUCCACUCGGAUUGAGAUCCGGGCCCUGAGUAUAGAGCCAGCGCUGGAGGGCAUUACGACCCAGUCCACCUUCAUACUGAUCCGGGACGUCAGGGCGAUGAAGACCACAGUUUUCCUUGGCAACCAGUUGUUCCUGUGGCGCUCGGCUGGCAGCGCUGUGGAAAUUGAGUUCCAUGGAGGCUUCCUGCAGCAUUCUGGGAGCUUCCGGGGGGAAUAUUCUGCCAUCUGACCUUGAGUGGCUGUACUGUGCCCCUCCCACCAGCCCCACCCAUCUCCCCAGGCCCCACCCAUCUUCCUCCACAGGCCCCACCCAUCUCUCCCAACAGGACAUUUUCUGUCAUUUUUCAUAUCAGUGCCGAUACCAUUACCACUCAUGUGCUAGAUUCCAUAAACAAAACGUAACAAACGCAAUUUAACUUCAAUUGAGGUUACAGAAGACACAUGUAACUUCUUGAAACUUAUUUUAUUGAAUCUCUCCACAAGAUCUGCCACCCACUUUCACUAUAAAACAGACAGAUGUGAAGUUUAGUAAAUGUGCAACUCUUUCUAGACAGCUAAUAGUUAACUACCUAGUUAUUGUUACACAAAAUGUAUAAACAGGGACAAGUAAACAUAUACUGAAAUUUCCAACCAACGAACCACCAACCUGUUUAGAGAUGGGGGUCAUAUGAAAUUAAAACACGAUUUGUAUACAUUCUAAUAGCCCCUUUGCAACAAAAAAUUGAACCCUUAGAGAAACGUGUAACACUACUGCCAAUUGUACUGGGCGAUCCCUGUGUAAUUAUACACAUUUAUUUAAUGUCAAUGACAUUCCUACAUAUCCAUACACUUUAUGGUUCUAAAUCUGCUUAUUUUAUACGUAAAAGUGAAAUGUGCAAACGUGAUAUUUACAGGGGCUAUUGAUCUUAAUAAUAAAACUCAGCAUACAAACA